UCAGUAAUUAAAAGUAUCAAUCCAAGAAACCACCCUUAUAUCAAAAGCCGUUUGGGAGCACUGGUGGAAGUUUCACUUUAAAAUGCGACAACAUGGGCUUGAAUCCUGCAAAAGGUAGUAUUUUUUGGCCUUUAAAAUCAGAUUUUUCAUCGGCCCGGACCCUUUACCUUACCCUUGAGUCGCUCUUAGUGGUGCCCUCAUGUCCUUGGUAACCGGAAGUUCUCUUAAUCAUGUCUGUCUCACUUCUCUCAUGUUUUCGACCACGGAAGUCAUACUUUACUAACGAGAGAGAAAGAAAGAAAAAAGGAAAGAAAAGAGAGAGAAGUGAAGAUAACUAUUUUACUUUUUUCUUGGAUAAAUUAAUCAGCAAUGAUUAUGCUUUAGGGUUUAGAAUGAUAAAAACGAUUACAUUUUGUAUAUCAAGGACCAUAACCGUUCACACCUCAUACAUUAAUGUAAUGAAUGACUUAAAAGAAUUGAGCUUGGUCUAUUUAAAUUAAGUUAAUAUUUAAAUUCCUAACGAAUUUCCCACUAAUUACUUAAUAUUAAGUUAACAUUUAAAUUCCUAACUAAUUUCCCACUAAUUAUUAUUUAAAAGGAAAGGAAAGCAGCUUUGGCAAAAAGAAGAGGAGUCAAUCAGUAGAGUAUAAAAACAACGCUGUUGGCUCCAAAGUCCAAACCAAACAAAACAGAAACAGUCGAGGGCAGAAUUGUUGGAAGCAAAUUGAAAUUAUUCGGCAAAAGUAUUAACUGAAGAUAAAAUGCUGCUUUGUCUCUGUCACUGGGGCAGGAAGACAAAGAUGCUUCCAGAUGGAUCCAUUUUGUAUGCGGGAGGUAUUACUGAUCAGUUUGUUGUAGAAACAAGCAUAAACUACAACGACUUUGUGAAGGCAGUUUUUGAUCGAUUAGGCAUUGAUUCUUCCGAUAAGAUGUUGCAUUUUACAGUGAAGUUUGAUAGGUCAGAACCGAUACGGCUGAGGGAUCAACAAGGUGUUGAUACCCUGUUACAAUUUAAUGAUGGCUUUGCUCAUGUUUAUGUGUCAAGUUUGCAGGAGGAGCCUUAUUCUAUAACGCCAUCAGUUGGUGCGAGAAAAGUAGAACUUGAUGUUGUAUCUUAUUCAGGACAAAAUACAACUCCUGCAGGUGAUGAUGAGAAUAAUUUGGAAAGCGCGUUAGAGAAGGCACGGUUCCAGUCAGCUGGAGAUAGUAGUAAACCUCUGAAGGAAGCAAUAGCAAACCAGUCAGCUGGAGAUCGUGAACCACAGCAGAAAGAAGCUGUUGGUGUUGAUGAUCAAAAGAUUGUUGGUACAACUAGGUCGUGCAGUAGUUCAAAAUCAAAUACAAUUUCUGAUAAAGACAAUUCAGAUUUCCUUCAAUGUUGUCAUCCUGAAUUCAGUGAUUUUUUCAAGCAUAAAGCUGAAAAUUGCUUUGCAGUUGACCAGAUAUGGGCUGUCUAUGAUGAUGUGCACGAUGCUAUGCCAAGAAAAUACGUCCGCAUCAGCAAGGUAUUUGGUCCUGAAUUUAAGAUCAUGUUCAGAUGGCUCGAGCCUCUUCCAGAUGAAGACCAAAGGGAGUGUGCUUGGGUCAAGUCAGGCUGUGGGAAGUUCAUUAGUGGGGAUAUUCAUUCCACUUCUGAUCGAUUUUCUUUUUCUCAUCAAAUGCAUUGUAAAGAGGGGACGAGUGAUAUGUACAUUUUAUAUCCUCGGAAAGGGGAAAUAUGGGCGCUUUUCAAAGCUCAGGAUAUUCUUUGGAGUCCACUGAGUCAUAGUGAACCUAAGUAUGAAGUUGUGGAGAUCCUUUCUGAUUUUGUUAAGAAUGCUGGUGUCAGAAUUGGUUACUUAGAUAAAGUUACUGGAUUUGCUGGUAUUUUCCAGAGAACAAAGCUGUUUGUAUCUAGUUCAUUCGUUAUAAAGCCAAAUGAACUUUACAAGUUCUCUCAUCGAAUUCUUUCUUUCAAGAUGAUCAGAACUGAAGGAACGGGUGUACCUGUGGGGUCGUUUGAACUUGAUACUGCUUCUUUACCCCUUGAUCCAAAUGAUAUUUGGUACCCUGGAAAAGUCAAGGAAGAAUUAGGACUUGCAAAGUUAGGCAUCCGUUGAGUCUACGUUGUACAUUGACAUGGAUGGAACUGAAAUUUUCUGUCAUUAGUUGCUCGAUUAGUGGACUUUGUGAUUGCAGUAGCUGCAAUAAUGGUUAUGAUUAUGAUGUUUCAUUUGAUUUCAGUAGCUCGAAUUAUGAUUUUCGAAUUAAAGUGUCUCUUGUGUUUGUAACUUAAAAAAGAGAGAAAAAGAGAAGCAGCUGAAAGACACCAGUAAUGCUUUUAUCUUUUCUAAAACUCUUCUGUAAAAUUGAAGUAAUGGUAUAAGGAUUUCAGUUAAAGCUGAAAAUCUUUCUAAGUUUCACUCGCAUUCUAUUCUAACUGUUAAUUGAUGCAAUGGAGGUCAUUAUGUUUAACAAAGCUAAAAAGGAUUUGACUGCCAACAUAAUCAAAUCUAAUACACCAUUCAUAUAUUUUCAUAGUUCAAAACGAAAAGAAAUUAUUCAAUAUUUAAUUCUUUGAAACUUCUUUUCAUAUUUUUAAAUAGUCAUGAUGAAAACUAACAUCUUUUUUAUGUUCUUAAAUGUUUUUCUCAAAGCCAUAAAACACCCCGUCUCAAUUAUAAGAAAGUUAAUUGUUUUUUCUCGUUUUAUCUUUUGUACUCCUGGUAAUUAUAUUUGAAAAGUAUAGACAACAUUCACUAAAGUAAAUAUUCUCUUUUUAGUCUACAUCAAGUGAAAUUGUUGGGGCAUGUAGG
Solanum lycopersicum (tomato) is the source of this 2795-nucleotide messenger RNA. RefSeq lists its product as uncharacterized. The record is from RefSeq and is a predicted model, not a curated record. NCBI's taxonomy places the organism in Eukaryota, Viridiplantae, Streptophyta, Magnoliopsida, Solanales, Solanaceae.